AUGAGUACUCACAUUGACGUUUGUGCACCACAAACCAAAUUUAAAAGUAUACCAACAACAGUGAAAACUCGUGAAAAUGAUACGGUUUUAUUACCAUGCUAUGUCGAUCAAAGAGAAACAAUACGAUCCAUUGAUUGGUAUAAGGAUGACAUAUUAAUUGCAUCGUCCUCAUUAAUUGGAUUAACAUCUCCAGAGCGUUUUCGUAUGUGGCAAAAUGGUAGUUUAGAGGUCAGUGAUUUACGUAAUUCGGAUACAGGUGAAUAUGAAUGCCGUGUCACACGUAAUGAUCCUGCAACUAGUAUGGCACAAUUACAUGCAAUUGAAGUUAUGUAUCCACCAAGUGUAACUUCGCAACCUGAAUCAGGUGAAUUAACUGUAAAUUUGGGUGAUGAAGUGGAUAUUGUAUGUAAAGGUGAUGGCGUACCAUAUCCUGUAAUUAAAUGGUAUUCAAAUGAAACAGAAAUACGUUUAUUAGAUAAUCGUCCACGAUUACGUUUUAAUGUGACUACCAAAAAUUUAGCUGGAUUAUACGAGUGUCAUGCUGUUAAUGGUGUGGGUGAACCAGCUGUAGCACAAUUUCAUUUAACUGUAACAUAUCCUCCAGAAUUAUAUACACCCAAAUCCUGGUUACAUACAUCAGUUGGAUUACGUGCCGAACUAGAAUGUUAUGUUGAUGCAAAUCCACCAGCUAAAGUUUCUUGGUUUAAAAAUGAUUUACCAGUACGAUCCGAUAGUAGAAUUGUACCAUUAGUGAAUCGGGAUAAAUAUUCGUUAGUGAUACGUCAAAUGCAUUCAAAUGAUUUUGGAAACUAUACAUGCCGAGCAACGAAUGAUUUUGGUGAAGUUGAAUUACCCAUUCAAUUGUCUGGUACACCAAAUCCAGCUGUCUUCAAAGAAAUAGAAUUAUUUUACGAUGAUGAUACGGCAAAUGAGACCAGAAAUACUAACGAAUAUACAAUUAUUUGGGAAGUUGAUAGUUACAGUCCUGUUUUCGAGUAUAAAUUAUGGUUUCGACCAUAUCAAAAACAUAAUACGGCUACAACACCAGAAUGGAAAACAAUUGUUAUACCAGCUGAGCGAAGUACUGGUCCAUUACAUUCUAAAUCAUUUACAAUCACUGGGUUAAAUGAAAAAACAAUUUAUGAAGCAGUUUUGAGUUCCAGAAAUCGUUAUGGGUGGUCAAAAGCAUCACCUAUAUUUAUUUUUGCCACUGAAGGAGCUGAUAUGAAUAAUGAUGUAAAAAUUGAAUUAGAAACAAGAAUUGAACAUAAUAUUAUUCCAGAAGAAGCUGCAACUAUUUCAGUAAAUCUGAUAAAUAGCGGUUUACGAAACAAUUUACGGAAAAAAGACAAGUAUUGGUCGUAG
Messenger RNA from Chrysoperla carnea, 1365 nucleotides. RefSeq names its product opioid-binding protein/cell adhesion molecule homolog. Gene Ontology annotation, biological process: homophilic cell-cell adhesion; synapse organization. Gene Ontology annotation, molecular function: axon guidance receptor activity; protein binding. Gene Ontology annotation, cellular component: neuronal cell body; plasma membrane; axon. Lineage: Eukaryota; Metazoa; Arthropoda; Insecta; Neuroptera; Chrysopidae. The transcript has 8 exons. The record is from RefSeq and is a predicted model, not a curated record. The coding region runs from base 1 to 1365 and encodes 454 amino acids.